Molecule: messenger RNA, 4056 nt
Organism: Seminavis robusta
Lineage: Eukaryota; Bacillariophyta; Bacillariophyceae; Naviculales; Naviculaceae
Source: the annotation of a GenBank genome assembly
CCAUGGUGUGGGCCGAAGAUCAUUGGCCGGAAAAGACGAAAACACUCCGGUUCUCGAGUGUUGGCUUUCUAGUAGAGAUGGCUAGAUGGCGGUGUUGAUUGAACGGCGGUACGGUACAGCGUAGAUCGUCACCGGCAACCUUUCAGAUAGAUCAUCUACCGUUCUCUCUGGUCCCGUUGUCCUCGGUUGGCUCCAUCCAUGUAGUCGGCCGGAUAUAAGCCAGUUCGUCUGUUAUAUGAAUGUUAUUGGGGCUCAGAACCACAGAAGCAAAUCGAACUUUCUCGCUUACGAUUGCUGUUCCCACUUCAAGUGGCAAAUUCGAAGAUCUACCAAUCAUCACCAAUCACCAAUCGCCACCACCAGGUGCUCACCUUUCACCAUUCCGAGCUCUAGCUUUUUGUUGUUUGACCCAUCAUCAUCAGGAAAGAGAUCUGUGCCAGGGUCCAUCCAUUGCGCUCAAUAAUAUAUCCACCUUUGUGAUUGAAUUAUCAAGUAGAAAAGAUCAAGAGACGUUGAUCUAGCUAGGUGCUCCAGAGAGUUGCAGUGCAAAAGAUAAAGGAUCCUUUUAGCCUUUUGAUAUCGCUGAUACCCUUGGAUACCUACUGUUUCAUACCAAAGAACAAUUGUGAAAGGUACCAUGUGGCCAUCACAAAAAAUCCUCAGACAGCGCCAUGAGAGAAUAUCCCUCUUGGCGUUGUUACAUGUAUUAUUGGUGGUGUUCCUGUCAGUGGUUUCCGUGGAAUCUUUUAUCUUUCCUGCUGUCCCCUCGUCCGGACGGCAAUACAUGGAUACCACCACAGCUACCAUCACCACCACACAACUCGCCAGCACCCCCGAAGGUCGACCUGAUAUGGAUGUCGUUUUUGGAUCGGCACAAGCUUCCAAGAGCGCUAAUGGACUUUACGAAGAUGACGUGGACGACGAUCAAUUGGAACGAAUGCAACGCCAGGCCAAAGUUCAAGCCCUAUUAGAAGAACAAGACGUGGAAUUCAAAGCCGCACGCAAACGCAAACAAUGGGGAAAAUUCGCCAACAUUACCAACAAGGAAGAAUUAGAACCGCUUCUGCAGCAAGAGCGAAAAAAGUUGGAGCAAGAAAACAAAGUCAAGCUGGAUGUGGCUGCUGCCACUGGUGUCACCAUGGAAGUGCUGGAUCCCAUUGACAACAUGAUUGACACCACUGUCUACGAUGAAGGUGGAACCAUUCAAAUCAGAAGCGGGAGUCAGCCACUCAACGCGAGAUGGUAUGCCGAAGUCGAUGAAGAAUUGAAGCAGGAAUGGGAUUCCUUGGUGGGAAAUGACGACAGCGAGGCGGGUGAAAUGGAGGAUGUCAAAGUCCAGCUCAACAAUGGAAAGGUUGUCAGUAGAGAAACCAUGCAAGGUGUCAGAGUUGGUAGUGCCGGGGGGUGGUCUCUCGAAGUCUUUCCCGGUGAUUUUGUGGUCCACCGAAAGUAUGGCAUUGGACGAUUUGAAAAGACGUGCCUUCGACCCAAAUCAAAAUUAACCGAGGCUGAGAUUAAAGCACGGGAUGCCCGUCGUGUAGAAAUACUCACACAAGAACUGAGAAAGCGAGGCAAAGGAAAAGGCGGCACCACAACAGAUGUCAUUCAAGGAAUCAGGGCAACAUUUGGUACCGAAGCAGACACUGAUCCCAUUUCCAAUCCACAAACCACAGUAUUGGAGAUUUCCUAUUCCGAUGCUGUGGUCCAUGUACCCGUUGACAGGGCAUACCGAUUGAGUCGUUAUCGGUCUGGAGACUCUGUCGUCAAACCAAGACUUAGUCGAGCUCGAGGAGAAGCAUGGAGUAGAGCCAAGGCCCGUGUGGAGGAAAAUACUCUAGAAUUAGCACAGGAUGUGCUUGCCUUGUACGCGACACGGGAAACCUUGCAACGGCAGCCCUUGGAUCCUACCAAAGAGGAGGUAGUCAAACGGUUUGAAACGACAUUUGCCUACACACCGACGCCUGAUCAACAAAAAUGCUUUGAGGAUGUGGAAAAUGAUAUGGUAUGGCGGCCCCGUCCCAUGGAUCGUUUGGUGUGUGGAGAUGUCGGCUUUGGAAAGACAGAGGUGGCUAUUCGAGCCCUAUUCCGCGCUGUUGAAAACGGAAAACAAGCUGCAUUGUUGGCACCCACGGGAGUCUUGGCAGCUCAACACUACAAAAACAUACUGAAGCGUUUGGGUCCCGAGACCGAGUGGAAUAUCAGUGUGGCCUUGCUGCGUGGUGGCAUGGGCAAACAUACCAAAUCAGGAAAGGAGCUCCGUGGCCAAAUUAACGGUGGUGACGUUCAGUUGAUUGUUGGGACUCAUGCAUUGCUCAGUAACGAUCUCAAGUAUCAUAAUCUUGGGUUGCUGGUGAUUGAUGAAGAACAGCGGUUCGGAGUGAAACAAAAGGAACGACUCAAACUCAUCUGUGGUGGGAUCGAUGUGCUAACACUCAGUGCCACCCCUAUUCCACGUACCCUGCAGAUGUCUCUCAGUGGCAUUCGAGAUACAUCAACUAUUCGAUCUCCGCCGCCCAUGCGAAAGCCAACAAAGACCUAUGUGCAGCCGUUCUCACAAGAAGUCAUUCGGGAUGCCAUCAAGCUUGAACUUGAGCGUGGAGGGCAGUCGUACUACGUUGUUCCUCGCAUCUCGAUGCUUGGUGAGGCCCAGAAAACUAUUCAGGAACUCUUCCCAGACAUUCGCAUCAUCCAAGCACACGGCCGAAUGAGUAGAGGCGGCGCCGAAAACAAUGUAGCUGAAUUCGCUGAAGGAAACUACGACAUUUUGCUUGCAACCACAGUGAUUGAAAAUGGAGUGGACAUCCCCAGCGUCAAUACAAUCAUCAUUCAGAACAGCCAGUCAUUUGGUAUGUCAACUAUGUAUCAGUUGAGAGGAAGAGUUGGUCGUUCCGAUCGCCAAGCCUAUGCCUACUUUUUGCACAACGAGGAGUCGGUGACGGAGGAGGCAUUCUUGCGUCUUCAAGCAAUGGGUGAUCUUCACGAAUUGGGGUCAGGUUUUGAUAUUGCCAACCGAGAUUUAGAAAUUCGGGGUGCUGGUAGUUUGUUGGGAACCGAGCAAUCUGGUAUGGCUGCCAAAGUCGGUUUCGAUCUGUACAUGCGGAUGCUGAAGAAAUCCAUUCGGAAGUUGCGUGGACUGGAUGUGCCUCUAGUGCCCCGAACAAACUUCCUGGUUCUGCCAGAGGGAACAUCAGUAGAAGUUUUCAGAAUACCGAAAAAGUACAUUCCUGACGACAAGGAACGUCAAGAACAGGAAACCAAGGCACGCCUUGCUGAAAGCACUGCAGCACUAGUCAAGCUGACGAAUCUGUGGAAGAAAAAGUAUGGUGCGAUCCCUGCUAGCGUACAAUUUCAGCUCAAGACGAUGCAUUUGCACGCAUGCACGCGUCGAUUAGGAGUUGACUUGGCUGGGCUCAUUUUGGACGAGGAGACUGGAACACAGGAUUGUGUGCUACGAUCUCCUGGACUACGUCCACGGCAUUGGGCAAAGAUAGUCGAACUCAUGCCCAACGGUGUUGCCCCUAAAGGCUUAAAUGUUGUGUUCCCUCCGAGAUUCACAGCAACGGGGCAAGAAGAAGAGAGCGUGGGCGGCAAGAAGGUAGACUUGAAGUCUCUGCUAAGCGAUGCCAGUCUUAGUGAGGAUAACGAUGACGAUGAUUGGGACUCUAUGGACGAGGAAGACGUCGAAGCGAUGAAAGACAUCUCAUCUGCCUUUUCGGUGAUGGAUAUGAACGAUGUGGAUAUUGAACAGUACCCUCGACUGGUAGUGAAGAACUUGGGACAAGUAGAUGCCAGGACAAUCGACAAGAUGCUAAAAGUGUUGCUUCCUCUGUCGAGAGUGGUGUACGAAGAACAAGAACGAGACAAAGAGCGAGCCAAGAAUGCGGCUGACCUAAGAGAUAAGCGUGCUUUGUUGAAGCAAAGAGCAAAGGUGAAUGAGUCGCUAGAGGCUAGGCGAAAGGGGUACAACCUGUCACCAACAGAGAAGAAUACUCUACGCUCAUCGGGUAACUUGUAGGUAGUGUUGGUCUGAUGGUUUAAUAAAAUCUAUCUACUACU